Molecule: messenger RNA, 1968 nt
Organism: Talaromyces amestolkiae
Lineage: Eukaryota; Fungi; Ascomycota; Eurotiomycetes; Eurotiales; Trichocomaceae
Exons: 6
Coding region: 1-1968 (655 amino acids)
Biological process (GO): positive regulation of transcription by RNA polymerase II
Cellular component (GO): nucleus
Molecular function (GO): zinc ion binding; transcription cis-regulatory region binding; DNA-binding transcription factor activity, RNA polymerase II-specific
Source: RefSeq, a predicted model, not a curated record
AUGCUUAAAUCGUCGUUUUUUACACUCCACACUUGUAUGCACAUGUCAAUUUACGUUGCCAAUGCCAACUACGGAGUGUUACAGAUUAUGCCUAAACGAGGACGGACUGGAUGCUUGACUUGUCGCCGACGGCAUCUGAAAUGCGAUGAGGAGAAGCCGGUAUGCGGACGGUGCAGACGGACUGCCAGGGAGUGCAUUCCAGACGACUUGUUAACCUUCCGGGAUUCUCAAAAAGUCGCUGCGAGAGCUCAGCUCAGAAGCAAUGGCAGCGCAACCGCUGCAUUACCGCGCGACGACGCCGAUAACUUCCAGGACGAGCCAGAAAACGACCGCAUCUUCGCCGAAGACCAUCAGUGGCUGGCGACGCCAUCAAAGCUCUCCUUUGUAGAUGAAACCUCAAUAGUGACUGCCGAAUAUCGCCACCAGCACACGCUCUCUGAUGUGAGAAGCCUGUCUGGAUGCCCUCCCCACCGAGAUCAUUUGUCUCCAGUCUCCACUCCAGUAGCUCAACAGUCAUUGUCAACGCAAGUCAGCAGUUCCCAUCCUGCUGCAGUCCAGCAUAAUACUACUAGUCCUGGCGCAAACAAUGCUAGCUUCCCCAGACGAGACGGCUCCUUCUCUGUCCCCGGGCUAGGUCUGGGAGGACUUGGCCUUCCUACAACGGCCGCAUCGUCCCCGUGUUACCUGCAUAUGACCUCUCCCCACCAGACAAGUUCCAGCGCUCCACUACAUGGCAGCGACCAAGUCCACGUGGCAAAUCAGUCCGGUCGUCUUUCCCAUGUCUCGCCGGAAAUGCUCAGUAGCCCCGAAGCACUGCAUCGUAAAGUGGGUCUACUACUGUAUGAGGAUCGCAUGUUAUUGCCUUUCAAGGUGCCGCAAGAGGCAUUACUCUUUCAUCACUAUAUGGAAGCUUUGGCUGCCUUCCUAGAUAUCACCGACAUACAGCGCCACUUCGCUGUCGACGUGCCAGAAUUGGCACUCAGCUGCCCCGUCCUGCUCAAUGCUCUAAUGGCCUUCUCCGCUCGCCAUCUGAGCCGAACUACGGAUUUUGACUCGGCCGUAGCCGAUCAUUACCAUCACGAAUGUGUCUCUCUGAUUAUCCCGAUGCUGGAUCAGAAAUAUCUGGUGGCAGACGAGACCCUCUUUGCCGCAGCAGUCAUCCUCCGAGCGUUCGAGGAGACCAAUGAGUCGCAAAUGGGCACCGAGCCCGAACACCACCUCACUGGAACAUCUGUCUUCGCAAAUGCCCAGUUGGAAUUCCGCACCUGGGGUGGCUUGGGUCACGCGGCUUUUUGGUUGUUUGUGCGACAAGACAUCUAUAUGUCUGUAUUGAUCCAAAGACCUCUCAAAGUGGAUCUUGCCGGAUGGGAAGAUCGUCUGUCCUUCGAUCUAGGAUUCAAUGCCACCACGGACUGCACGUGGGCCAAUCGGAUGACUUGGAUUGUGGCCGAAAUUGUCAGUUUUUGCUUUGGCGAUCGUUUAAGCUACGUCAACUGGGAGGCUGCACGCGCCAAAACAGAGCGCUGGAACCUUACCCGACCCCCGUCAUUUGAUCCCAUUUUGUACAUCGAACGCGAUGAAGACGCGGGAAAAUAUUUCCCAGAAAUUCGACUAGGGCACCCCUGGCACGUAACAGGAAAUCAGUACUACUACAUCGCAAAGCUGUUUCUCGCCAUUUACAACCCAGUCGUACCUCGAAUCGGUUUGGGUUACCAGCGCCAUCGCAAAAGUAUCUCAGAUGAAGUACUUCGAAACGCUGAAGCCGUGUGUGGCAUUGCGUCUGCCACUUCUCUCGUUGCGGCACGCUUGACUGCUCGCACGGCGAUUAUUGCCUGUGGGCCGUGGUUCCAUGACCGUCCCCGGGCAGAACAAGAACUAUUGUUGCAGUUGCUUAAAAGGACUGAAAUGGAGAGCGCUUUGCCCACGGAAUCGCUGAUUCAGGGGUUGAUGGUAGAAUGGGGGUGGUAA